Symbiodinium pilosum is the source of this 446-nucleotide messenger RNA. NCBI's taxonomy places the organism in Eukaryota, Dinophyceae, Suessiales, Symbiodiniaceae. The record is from the annotation of a GenBank genome assembly.
GCCCAGACCCUGCCUCCGCGGCUGACUUCUUUGGCCUGCCGCACAUGCCGGGCCCUUUUGAGAUGGACCCCAAGGAAGCUGUGGUCAUAGGUGAUGCCUCGGAUCCUCAGGUCAAGCAAGCCAAGGAGAAGGUCUUGUCGCUUCAGAACAAAGCGGAGGAUGCCUUGCAGGCUAUCCAGAAGGACCCCCAGGCCACCAUCGGGAUUUGGAAUUUAGUGCUUGGGGUUUCUAAAGGGUUUAGGGCCACCAACAUCAUCAACGACAUUAUGGACGACAAGACUGCGGCCGCCACACAGCGAUGGCAGCGCCUGAUGAUCCAGGCCAAGUACCAGUGGGAGGAUGACGUCCCAUUCCCUGUGACCAAGCGCGGCGUUCAGAAGCCCCGCGGAGACAAGCGCAACGAGCGCAUCAUCACUUCCCUGAAGAACUACAUCUCGGGCUCCAAG